Phialemonium atrogriseum is the source of this 1498-nucleotide messenger RNA. Its product is annotated as UBC-like protein. The record is from RefSeq and is a predicted model, not a curated record. The transcript is spliced from 8 exons. The coding region runs from base 155 to 1492 and encodes 445 amino acids. NCBI's taxonomy places the organism in Eukaryota, Fungi, Ascomycota, Sordariomycetes, Cephalothecales, Cephalothecaceae.
CUGGCCGCCUAAUCUAUAUCUACAUACAUUCCCCUCCCUGGGUUCUAUCAACCCCAAUAUCCUCCCAGCGCUUUUGAUCUCCCGUCCUGCAGUCUGGUUCCCCAUCGUCGUAUGCAUUAGCAAGUACUUGGAGACUGCUUGGUGAGCUGCAACCAUGGCCGACCAAUCUGUCUUCCGUAUCACAAAGGAGUUGAGUGAUCUACAGAAGAACUCGGAUCUCUCACUCGCUGUCGCUUGCCGAGACAUAGACGUCCGUAAUGUCAAGGCCCUGAUUAUCGGCCCUCACGAGACCCCCUACGAAUUCGGUUUCUUCGAGUUUGCCUUCAAGUUUAACAAAGAUUAUCCCCGCAAAUCCCCCAACGUUCUCGCUCUUACUACCAAUGGCGGCCGUUGCCGAUUCAACCCCAACAUCUACUCCAAUGGGCGAGUCUGCUUGUCCAUCCUAGGGACAUGGCGCGGCGAGCGGGGAGAGGAGUGGUCUGCCGCCCAAGGGCUCGAGUCCAUUCUCAUCUCUAUCCAGAGCCUGAUGUCCGGCAACCCGUACGAGAACGAGCCCGGUUUCGAGGAUGCGAACGAGCCUUCGGACAAAAAGCACCAGAAGGAAUACGUUGAGAAGAUCCGUCACGAAACGCUUCGAAUUUCCGUCAUCCAGAGGUUAGAGGAGUACCUCGGUCUGGAUGGUGAUGGUACCAUACCAUCACAGUCGGCGAGCAAGGAGACGUACGACAUUGAUAUGGACACCAUGGACGACGAUACGACAGCCCCGUUCGAGCCAUUCAAGGACUUGUGCAAGCGUCGGUUUCUGUGGUACUAUGAUUCAUACCUUGCUACGAUCCAGAGAGGAAAAGACGAGGUCAAAGACGGUCAACCGUUUGCACGUAUGCCGUUCGAAGGUUCAAGUAAUACGAUGGAGGGUAAAUUCAACUAUUCCGAACUCGAGCGACGGCUGCGCAACAUCAAAAAGGCGUUGGAGGUUGAGGCCGAGAUGUGGGCAGCUGAAGGCCACACCGCUAAAGGCAAGGAGUCGACAGUUGCCGUUAAUCUACAGCGCCAGUUUGAGCAGGUUGUCGAGUCCUUCAAGAGGACGGAUAAACCUCACAAUGUCGAACUCGAGGAUAAGAACCCCUUUGUCUGGAUCCUGACCUACUUUGGCAAGCCCAUGACGAACCUGGAUGGCGGCUUGUUCCGCAUCAAGAUAUCCUUCAGCCCUCGCUUUCCUGAAGAGCAGCCGCGCAUCAAUUUCGAAACACGCAUCUUCCACCACCGCAUCGCUGCCGACGGCACGCCCUGCUAUUUCUCCCCUCUGAGCCGGCGCGAGGAUGCCAAGUCGCACAUUGAAGCCGUCAUCGACGCUCUCGAGGAGGAGCAACCCCCUUACGACCCUCGAACGAUAAUCAACCCAGAGGCAUUCAAGCUGUACUGGGGCAGCAGUGAUGAUCGGAAGGUGUAUAACAGAAGGCUCCGCCGCUCAGUCCAGCAGUCCAUGGAGUGAGAUAUC